Parasteatoda tepidariorum (common house spider) is the source of this 1308-nucleotide messenger RNA. RefSeq lists its product as uncharacterized. The record is from RefSeq and is a predicted model, not a curated record. Gene Ontology annotation, molecular function: ribonucleoside-diphosphate reductase activity, thioredoxin disulfide as acceptor. Gene Ontology annotation, biological process: deoxyribonucleotide biosynthetic process. Gene Ontology annotation, cellular component: cytosol. NCBI's taxonomy places the organism in Eukaryota, Metazoa, Arthropoda, Arachnida, Araneae, Theridiidae.
AUGGCAUUGAUAAGAAAUGAUUCUUCACCCUCUGUUAAAUCCGAACUUGAUUUAUUUCUCGUGCCUCCCACUCAGACUGCUAUAGAAAAAGGUCAAUGGUCGGAGUAUUAUCCCAUAUCAAGUAUCCGUGACGAUCUCCCUAUAGAAUUUAAUAUAUCCGGAAGUUCAGAGGAAUAUUUUGACUUGAGUGCUACCCAGCUCUACGUUAAAGUAAAAGUUUUGAAAGAUAAUGCUCCUUUACCCGAAAAUACUAAAAUUUCUACAUGCAAUUUAUUUUUUCAUUCACUUUUCUCUCAAAUAGAUGUGAUGCUGAACGAUCGUACCAUAUCGUCCUCUAAUAAUACGUAUGCGUAUAGAUCUUACAUUGAAAGCUUAUUAAACUACGGCUCUGAUUAUAAGAAAAGUUUUCUAACCUCCGAAUGUUUUUACAAAGAUACUGCUGGACAUCUAGAUGAAAAUGAUCCCUUUAAAGAGAAUGAAGGGUUGAAAAAGCGUUCUUCAAUGAUUGCAAAAGGAAAAGUGUUAGAAAUGAUCGGAAGUUUACAUUGCGAUAUUUUUUAUCAAGACCGCUUAUUAUUAAAUAUGGUGGACUUGAAACUAAAGCUCGUUAGAAAUAAACCAGAAUUUUGUCUUAUAUCACCCGAAAAAGGAAAUUAUCAAAUAGUGAUUGAACAUGCGUCUUUAUUCGUACGCAAAGUUAAGGUGAGCCCAGGAGUCUUGUUAGGACAUGCAAAAGCCUUAGAGAAAACAUCAGCAAAAUAUCCUCUCGAUAGAGUAUUAUGCAAAAUGUAUUCUAUCCCCACUGGAUCGUUCUCCUUUUCUCAGGAUAAUGUUUUCUUAGGUCCACUUCCAAAACGAUUGAUUUUAACGUGCAUAGAUAAUGAUGCCUUCAACGGUACUUAUACCACUAAUCCUUUUAAUUUUAAACAUAAUCAUGUGAAUUUCGUUGGUGUGUAUGUGGAUGGUAAUCCAGUGUGCUACAAACCUCUAACUCCAAAUUACGAGGAUGGGCAAUAUAUUCGCUCUUACAACAGUUUGCUAUUAGGAACUGAGAAAUUAGCAAGUAGCAAAGGAAUUUACAUAAAUCGUGACGAAUUUUCUAAGGGGUAUACACUGUACGCUUUUGAUUUAACUCCUGAUUUGUGUGAUGGAAGUUAUCUCAAUUUAAUUCGUCAAGGAAAUUUAAGAAUUGAGCUCAAAUUCGCCAAACCUCUACCUAAAACAAUUUCGAUGCUGGUUUAUGCGGAAUUCCAAAACGUAAUCGAGAUUACGAAAUCUAGAAGCGUUUUGUGUGAUUUUUCAGUAUGA